Messenger RNA from Anopheles cruzii, 1381 nucleotides. Its product is annotated as putative OPA3-like protein CG13603. The record is from RefSeq and is a predicted model, not a curated record. Gene Ontology annotation, cellular component: mitochondrion. Gene Ontology annotation, biological process: regulation of lipid metabolic process. NCBI's taxonomy places the organism in Eukaryota, Metazoa, Arthropoda, Insecta, Diptera, Culicidae. Bases 114 to 896 code for a protein of 260 amino acids. The transcript has 3 exons.
UUGCAUAAAAGUUAUUUACGGUUGUAGGGCAAAUAUCCUUGUUAAUAAUUUGUAAGUUCCCUUUCAUCGGUAGGAUACUUUAUUAGCUAAGUUAGUAUAGUAGCACGGUCACCAUGGUUGUGGGAGCCUUCCCGGCCGCCAAGCUUGGCGUGCUGGCAAUGAAGCAGAUCUCAAAACCGAUCGCCAAUCUGCUGAAGGAACGGGCGAAGCACAGUCCUUUCUUCCGAAAGUACGUUUGCAUGCCACCGGCUCAGUUCUACAACUGGAUGGAGGUGAAGACCAAAAUGUGGGCCCUCAAUCUUGGCAAGCCGACGACGGUGCCGGUGCUGAACGAAGCGAUGGCCAUCGAUCUGGGAGCGAACCUUCUCGGAGAGAUAGUUAUCUUUACCAUUGGGGCCGCCUUGCUCCUGCUGGAGUAUCAAAGACAGGUGCGCAAAGAAUCCAACAAAGAAGAGAUGGUCUUGCAGGAGAAACUGGAACUGCAAGCCACCAUCAAUGAACUGAUCUUUCAAGUGCAACGACAGGAUACACAAAUCCGCGAGAUGGCACGAGUGGUGGCAGACCUGGAAUCUAAAUCUUCCUGGAAGCCAAAAAUACUAGAUGAGCUGCCGUUUAGCAAGAAGAGUAAAAGCGAACAACCGCUCUACAUUCCGGCGAUACCGGACAGUACGGGGAAGGGCGCGGCGCCAGCGGAGGCUGCAAGCGGUAAUAGCAGUGUCCUCUCGAAAGCACUAGAGAUUAUCGAUAAUGAAGUUUUUUAUAGCAACAGCACAACAAACGAAUCAGACGAGCCAACGGAACAGCACCCCCGGGCAGGCUUAGUGACGCGUAGCGUAAGCUACGUUCUCGAACUUAAAUCCUUGCCAAACUCGACACCCGGCAGCCGAAGGCUGUGAUAGAUUCCCGGACCUACGGUCCUGUACCUUCAAUGUUCGGUACGCGUUAGGGAGCGUCAUAGUUUGGUUAUCAUCACGGCUGUUUCCGCCUCGGCCUUGCAUCGUAAUCAAGCGGCGGACACUUUGCUCAGGUUUUCGUUAUGUUAUGGUUUUAGUUUUUCUAAAAAGAAAUACGGUCGUAAGCUGUACGCAUUGACGAGUUAGUCGGCACAGCUUACGUGGACACAAUGUUUCAUGUGCGAACCCGUUUCGGUAGGCAUUUAUUUCAACGGGACCGUGGCAGGUAACCGUCCAAAAAGAUCGAGGACUGGACUCCCCUCGGCUGUUGGGAGCUGUUACGAUUUUUGCUAACUACUUUUGGGCACUUCAAUUUGAUUUUAGAAAACAGAAACAGGUUUCCCCGAUUGUUACUGCAGUGCACUGUACAUAAAAUGAUUUCAUUUUGUUUUAGUUGAAUGUGAAAAGAUGAUGAAUAAAUGAGACAU